AGUUGAGCUUAAGAAGAAGCUCAGACACAGGGCGGGGAAUUUAGAGAGAGAGAACUUCCAAUGACGAAACAAGGUUGUGAGAUAGAAGCAGUGGGCAUCGAUUACAAGAUCUACAACCACAAAACAAGUUUUAGAUACCCAUUUAAGGUCUUCACCACCAGACAACAAGAAGAACAGCUCGAACCAGCUGCAGGAGCCAGACCAGAUUUCCGGCACGUCCUCAAGAAUAUAACUUGCAGAGCCAAACCAUGGGAGAUCCUCGCCAUCGUAGGCCCGAGCGGUGCCGGCAAAUCGACCCUUCUCGAAGUCCUCGCCGGUCGACUCACUCCUCAAACUUCCUCCAUUCUUAUCAACCAGGAACCCAUCGACCACGCCCGGUUUAAAAAAAUCUCCGGCUACGUCACCCAAAUAGACACUCUCUUCCCUCUCCUCACGGUCCAAGAAACACUCAUGUGCAGUGCUAAGCUUAGGCUCAGACUCGAACCGGCCGAGUUAAGUUCCCGGGUGAACUCCCUGAUGAACGAACUCGGCUUGACCGAUGUCGCAUCAACCCGAAUCGGAGACAACCGGGUUCGCGGCAUCUCCGGAGGUGAGAGGCGGCGUGUAUCGAUCGGCGUCGACGUGAUCCACGAACCCAAGGUGUUGAUUCUCGACGAACCAACCUCAGGGCUUGACAGCACCUCAGCGUUGCAAAUCAUAGACAUGUUGAAUACCAUGGCCGAGACACGCGGUCGGACCAUAAUCCUGAGCAUCCAUCAACCCGGGUUCAGAAUCGUGAAGCUCUUUAAUUCGAUCCUCUUAAUGGCUGACGGUGCCGUUUUGCAUCACGGGAGCGUCGAGCAGCUGGGCCUGCAUUUGGGCUCAAUGGGUCUUCAACUUCCUCUUCAGGUUAACGUCGUUGAGUUUGCCAUUGACGCCGUUGAAACAAUCCAACUGUCAAAGCAACUAUCACAACAGUCGAAGCAACCACCGCGAAAUCGGAGUGGAAAGUCUACGCUACAGCAGCUCUUCCAACAGUCUAAGGUGGCGGAUGAGGAAACCACCGCCGGCGGCGGCGGCGGUAAUGCUCAAUUAGAUCUUCUCUGCGGUUUCGCUAAUUCGAGAUUAAAAGAGACAUUUAUACUAACGCACAGGUUCUCUAAGAACGUGUAUCGAACAAAGGAGCUCUUCGCUUUCAGAACGGUUCAGAUGCUGAUUGCAGGGCUAGUCUUAGGCUCCAUCUUUCAUGAUCUCGAAAACGAUCUCUCAGGUGCGGAAGAGAGGGUAGGUUUAUUUGCAUUCUUAUUGACGUUCCUGCUGUCGUGUAGCACAGAAGCUCUUCCCAUAUUUCUACAAGAGAGAGAAAUCUUUAUGAAGGAGACUUCAUGUGGGAGUUACAGAGUCUCAUCUUAUGUGAUAGCUAAUGGGCUCGUUUUUCUGCCAUUUCUGCUCAUCUUGGCCUUCUUGUUCUCUGCUCCACUGUACUGGCUUGUGGGUCUGAACCGGAGCUUCACCGCUUUCAUGUAUUUUCUGCUACUAAUCUGGUUGAUUCUGUACACAGCGAACUCGGUUGUCAUGUGUUGCAGUGCUCUGGUUCCGAAUUUCAUAGUUGGAUACUCGGUGAUUUCAGGGGUGAUGGGGUCUUUCUUUCUGUUUUCUGGGUAUUUCAUAUCCAAGAGUGGGAUGCCAAAGUAUUGGGUUUUUAUACAUUAUAUAUCGUUGUUUAAAUAUCCUUUUGAAGGGUUUCUCAUAAAUGAGUUCUCUGGGAAGGGGAAGUGCUUGGAAUACAUGUUUGGUGAGUGUGUGAUGAGUGCAGAAGAUGUCAUGAGGGAAGAAGGAUUUGGGAAUGAGAGUAGAUGGACGAAUGUGUUGAUCAUGGUUUGCUUCAUCUUGGUUUACAGAUUCAUCUCCUAUGUCGUCCUUAGGUGUAGGUGCUCUCUCAGAACUGUCAAGGGAAACCUUACUUGAAUCAA
Molecule: messenger RNA, 1952 nt
Organism: Telopea speciosissima
Lineage: Eukaryota; Viridiplantae; Streptophyta; Magnoliopsida; Proteales; Proteaceae
Product: ABC transporter G family member 5-like
Exons: 1
Coding region: 61-1947 (628 amino acids)
Cellular component (GO): membrane
Molecular function (GO): ATP binding; ATP hydrolysis activity; ABC-type transporter activity
Source: RefSeq, a predicted model, not a curated record